UCUCACACAGUUCAUGUCUCUCACAUAUCACACACACACACACUUCUUCUGUUUAGUCAUUGUUCACAAUAAAAACAAAUCAGCAAAAACCACCCAGUCUCUCCCAUCUCUCCCAUCUCUCCCUAUAUCUCUCUCUCUUGAUGCCAAACAAUGUCAUCUGAACCACCAAACACAUUCCACCGCCACCACCAGCAGCCACCGCAACGCCACCACCUGCCUCCACUCCUCCACGGCGCCAACAUCAACAUAACCACCUCCUCCGCCACCAACACUCCCACCUCUCCUCCUGUCAUCUACCGAGACUACCGCAAAGGCAAUUGGACUCUGGAAGAAACACUGGUCCUCAUCACCGCCAAGAGACUCGACGACCAGCGCCGCUCCAAGCCCAACAAUGUGGACCCCACCACGCCGCGCCACACCGGAGAGCUGCGGUGGAAAUGGGUGGAGAAUUUCUGCUGGAACAAUGGGUGCCUCCGGAGCCAAAACCAGUGCAAUGAUAAAUGGGAUAAUUUACUACGAGACUAUAAAAAGGUACGCGAAUACGAAACGAAAAGUUCGCAAUCAAAUCUCCCUUCCUAUUGGGCUAUGGAUAAACAACAACGAAAAGAUCAUAAUUUACCAUCGAAUUUAACUCACCAAAUUUAUCAACAACUUCAAGAAGUCGUACAAAAAAAGAGCCCACUUAAAAUCCUACCACCUCCCACCCCACAACCACCCAUGCAUCAUCAACAACCACCGCCACCUCCUCAGCCGUCCACGGUGGCUCCGGCACCGGUUGUCUCAGAAGCCUCGGUGUCGUCAGAGACGGAGUGGGGGAGUCAUCUUGAUCCGGAUACAAAACGCAAGAGAGUUCGAGACAUAGGAUCAAGCAUUGUUCACGGAGCUUCAUCGUUGGCACGAGCCCUAAAACGGUCAGAGGAAAAGAAGGAGAAGCGACACCGUGAGCUUAUGGAGCUUGAGGAGCAGAGGAUUCGUCUCGACGAAGCUCAGAAUGAGGCGCAGAGAGAAGGUGUGGCUAGUCUUGUUGCUGCAGUAAAUAAUCUUUCGGGUGCUAUUCAGUCUCUAGCUGCGGACCAGCGGCCAGGAUCCUGAUCAUCAAGCCCUACUUAAUUACCUACGGAUUAACAACUGAAUGCAGCUUAAAAUAACAAGUGAAUAAAUAAUUUAUUAUUUGAAUUAAUUAUAAUAUUAUAACUUUGUGAAGGAUUCUAGGGUUUAUUAAGAGUAACAACUGUUAUUAAUGACGACGAAAUUGUGUUUGAUGUUAAAUAUGUGACGCAGGAAACCCUAGUUAAUUACAUCUACAUUGCUACAUAUAUGUGUCUCAUAUAUGCACAUAAUGGAAUUGUGGAAAAGACUGCAUGAUGUGAACGCGGGGUUUGUUCGUUUGAUAUAAAUAAAGAACUUAUUAU
Messenger RNA from Daucus carota subsp. sativus, 1412 nucleotides. RefSeq names its product trihelix transcription factor ASR3. The coding region runs from base 151 to 1092 and encodes 313 amino acids. NCBI's taxonomy places the organism in Eukaryota, Viridiplantae, Streptophyta, Magnoliopsida, Apiales, Apiaceae. The record is from RefSeq and is a predicted model, not a curated record. The transcript is spliced from 2 exons.